This is a messenger RNA of Peniophora sp. CBMAI 1063, 807 nucleotides long. Lineage: Eukaryota; Fungi; Basidiomycota; Agaricomycetes; Russulales; Peniophoraceae. The record is from the annotation of a GenBank genome assembly.
AUGGGGCCAAAGCACGCCGAACUGUACAGAUAUGUCAAGAACAUCGCGCGCCCUUGGUCCGAGGAACUGUACGAUCAACAGGCCGAGCUAUGCGACGACCUCAGAGGUCCUUACCUGCAGUACAAAAAGUCCGACCCCCAUCUUGGCCGUUACCUCGUCACCUGCUCCGGCAACCAUCCCAACAAGCGUCGCCACUUCAAAUAUAUAUCCCCGCCCAUCUCAGCUCUGCAGCGCGCGGAUAUCCGCUUGUAUGCCGCCUCAAAGGGGAUCAAAAUGAAGGGCACUAUUGAUACCCCACCUUCGUCACCGUCCCCUCCACUUCUACCUCAACCUUCCACUCCAGUCCCAACCAUAAUCGAUCUGAGCAACGAGACCACGCCUUCCCCGGGCACUAGCCAGAGCGCGCGCCCGCCCUUGACCCGCUCGCCGAGCGUCGAGAUCACGCGCGUCAUCCCUGCGCCCGUCCAGCAGGACCGACUCGUUGAUCUCGAGCAUCCCCUCACGUUCUCCAUCCGCGCCCGCCCUGGCUGCGACGUAUUUCGCAUGUCCCACCAUGUCACCGUGCUGGAACGCCUCGAGGUCAAGCAGAGCGACCAGAUCUCCGUCCUCACUUACGAGAACUCUGGCGUCGAAGUCUGGACCACCUUCCAAACUUCAGAUCUGGCCGUCCCGCGCUAUGUCGCCGCUGUAGUCCUCGCCUUUCCCCGCGUCAAACUCUUCCAUGCUGGUAUUGCCCGCCUAUACAACCUCGCCUUCCCCGGUGCAUCACGCCUUCCAGGCCGCAUUGCUGACAAGCCAUCCACGUGA